AUGGUGUUGUCUUUUGUGCUGGGCCAGGCAUGGGAGAUCGUGGGCAGCCCUGCAUUGCUCAACUCGCCCUUCGAGGCCGCGCAGCAGUGUGUGCAGACGGACUUGAUUCCUGUGGGCGCCUCUGAACGUCAGUCCGUCCUGGUGCGUUUUGGGCCUCCUUUCGUGGCUUACGAGGAGGAGCUGGGAUCAGAUGCGUCGCAGCCGCAACUGCUGCAUGAUGCGAUUGCUACAGACUUCUCCUUCCUGGCCAAGGUUGAUUCAUUCUGUAGGCAAGGGGUGGAGAAGACGCCGGGUGCAAGCUGGCUGCUUUUGGCAGAGACCUGUGCAGUCCUCAAUAGGUCUGUCAGCCUCGGGGCAGUGCAAGUCCCUGUUCCGCUACCAGUUCGACGGCUACAGGCGGUUUCGAGUUUUUUGAGAAGCGGGGGGGGGGGAGGUCCUUCGAGCCGCUUCUCAUGCUUUGUCAGACGGGAAGAAGCUGCUCGACUCGCCUCAGUAAGAUCCAGCUGA
Symbiodinium necroappetens is the source of this 507-nucleotide messenger RNA. Lineage: Eukaryota; Dinophyceae; Suessiales; Symbiodiniaceae. The record is from the annotation of a GenBank genome assembly.